UGUUUGCCAAUGUUGGAGGUGUAACUGGGGUCUGGCCCUGGACAAAGAUAUAGAGCAUGGCUCAAGUAAAAGUACAGACUUCAGCCCCCUUGUCUGGGCCUGGCCUCUCUCCCGUUGUACCCCCUGUGGCCAUGCCCAGCCCAGGAGCCCUGAGUCUGCAGCCCUCUAUCAAUGGCACAGUGCCAGCCUCAACGCCCAGCUGUCCUAGUCCAGCAGCUGGCUUUGUGGAUUCUACUGUGUCUGCCAACCAACCAGGCGCGCCCCAGGAAAACAUGGCAAACCCUAAAGAGAAAACUCCAAUGUGUCUGGUGAAUGAGUUAGCCCGUUUCAACAGGAUUCAACCUCAAUACAAGCUCCUGAAUGAGAGAGGCCCUGCACAUGCUAAGAUCUUCACAGUGCAGCUGUCCCUGGGGGAGCAGGUCUGGGAGGCAGAGGGCACCAGCAUCAAAAAGGCUCAACACUCCACAGCAACCAAGGCCCUGACAGAGAGUAACCUCCCCAGGCCCCCACCUCGCUCUCCCAAAGUGGACAUCAACAGCAACCCAGGGGGCUGUUUUACAGGCAGCAUCACACCCACAGUGGAACUGAAUGGUCUGGCCAUGAAGAGAGGUGAGCCAGCCAUUUAUAGACCUCUGGACCCCAAGCCUGUGCCCAACUACAGAGCCAACUACAACUUUAGAGGAAUGUUCAAUCAGAGGUACCAUUAUCCAGUGCCGAAGGUAUUUUAUGUUCAGCUGACGGUGGGGAACAGUGAGUUUAUCGGUGAGGGGCGGACUCGCCAAGCCGCCCGACACAAUGCAGCCAUGAAAGCCCUUCAGGCCCUGAGGAAUGAGCCCAUUCCAGAGAAACCACCUCAGUGUCCAGAAGACAAGAAUGAGACAGAGGAGAACAGUGAUGCUAGCAAGUCUGAGAUUAGCCUGGUCUAUGAGAUUGCCCUCAAGAGGAACCUUCCUGUCAAUUUUGAGGUCUUGAAAGAAAGUGGACCCCCACAUAUGAAAAGUUUCCUGACACGCGUGACAGUGGGAGAAUUCUCGGCGGAAGGAGAGGGAAACAGCAAGAAACUCUCUAAAAAACGAGCUGCUCUUGCCAUUUUACAAGACCUGAAAAAACUGCCACUCUUACCAGUAGUGGAGAAGCCCAAACUUCACUACAAAAAACGACCUAAAACCAUUUUAAAGACUGGACCGGAGUAUGGACAGGGGAUGAACCCCAUCAGUCGUCUGGCUCAGAUCCAGCAAGCCAAAAAGGAAAAGGAGCCGGAGUACAUGCUGCUGUCAGAGAGAGGGAUGCCUCGUCGCCGUGAGUUCAUCAUGCAGGUGAAAGUGGGUAAUGAGGUGACAACGGGCACGGGUCCUAAUAAAAAGGUGGCUAAGCGUAAUGCAGCAGAGACCAUGUUACUGCAGCUUGGCUAUAAGGCCUCCACACCUCUUCAGAACCCACCAGAGAAGAUGGACACCAAAAGCUGGAACGGACAAAGGACGGCUUUUCCCGAGGCUACCAGCAAUACACAAAAGGGAAUUCUUCACCUCUCCCCCGACGUCUAUCAGGAGAUGGAGGCCAGCAGAAACAAAGGCAGCCCGGGGGUGCCUCCAAACUACCUGAACCCCAAAGACAUCGGCCAGGGGCCCGUGGGACCCUACUACAGCGCCACGGGAAACACGGCAGCCAUCGCCCGAGAACUGCUGCUGAACGGGACGUCUCCCACGGCGGAGGCCAUGGGAGUGAAGGGAAAAGCACCUGCUCUGCCCAGUAACUCCGUUCAGCCCUCGCAGCAGCUUGAGUACUUGGCCCGCAUCCAAGGCUUCCAGGUGCAGUAUAAUGACGGGCAAUCCGGAAAAGAUUACAUGACCUAUCUCACUCUGUCACCUGUGCAGAUGACUUUCCAUGGCAUUGGGAGCUCCAUUCAAGCUAGCCACGACCAGGCCGCUCUAAGUGCCUUGAAACAGCUGUCUGAACAAGGACUGGACCCGGUGGAUGGACCAAUCAAGGUAGAAAAUGGAUCAUGUGAAAUGUAUGUACAGACUGAGCUACAAGUGAAACAUCUGGGAGAGAGAACAGAUAAUAAACAGACUAACUCAGGCACCACCGCUCAGGACUGCAAGGAUUCAAAGGCCGUCGUCUAGGAGCUGAUCGCACCCCUCAGACUCCGCUGCCCCAUGGAAACGCCCACGACCGCCGCUGCAUCCUUACAAAUGUGUCAACAUGCAAUAGGGUGGAUGUGUAUCGGGAAACGACUGACUAAAACAGCAUUCUUUGAGUCUAUGUGAAGACAACACUAUCCUGACACAUGACAUUUCUUUACAACUAAAAGAAA
This is a messenger RNA of Chanos chanos (milkfish), 2314 nucleotides long. RefSeq names its product staufen double-stranded RNA binding protein 2 (gene stau2). The record is from RefSeq and is a predicted model, not a curated record. The coding region runs from base 57 to 2123 and encodes 688 amino acids. Gene Ontology annotation, biological process: protein localization to synapse; intracellular mRNA localization; anterograde dendritic transport of messenger ribonucleoprotein complex. Lineage: Eukaryota; Metazoa; Chordata; Actinopteri; Gonorynchiformes; Chanidae. Gene Ontology annotation, cellular component: neuronal cell body; neuron projection; plasma membrane. The transcript has 15 exons. Gene Ontology annotation, molecular function: mRNA binding; double-stranded RNA binding.